This is a messenger RNA of Cannabis sativa, 1745 nucleotides long. RefSeq names its product alkylated DNA repair protein ALKBH8 homolog. The transcript has 8 exons. NCBI's taxonomy places the organism in Eukaryota, Viridiplantae, Streptophyta, Magnoliopsida, Rosales, Cannabaceae. Gene Ontology annotation, molecular function: oxidoreductase activity; demethylase activity; nucleic acid binding. The coding region runs from base 368 to 1414 and encodes 348 amino acids. The record is from RefSeq and is a predicted model, not a curated record. Gene Ontology annotation, biological process: oxidative demethylation.
AAAAUAAAAGAGAGGGAACCUCAAUUCCUAUCAGUUCGCAUUGGCACCUGUCUCUCUCGUUCCUAUCAGUUGCCGCCGUUAGCCCAUCUCCGGUGCUCGUUAUCUCUGGCCGCCGGUGUAGCACCGGAAAGGAGACCAUUUUCUAGGCAAGGGCAGGCCCAACCCAACCCCCAACGUUGACGACAAAUAGCAAUUUCGACCUGACGACUGAGUAGUACGAACUUAUCUAUCCACCUUUCCUCAUUCUACGAAGAAGCAUUUGGAGGGACAUUACAAUAAUAAGAAUAAAAUAAGCAUUUUCUCAAUUGUUCCUAAAAUUUCCUCUGCAAAAACCUUUCCACCAUAGCUCAUUUUGAAGGUGAAGGUGAUGGGUCCGUCACCCCCCAAACCAUCGAGAUUCACUCGUCCAAAGGUAGGGGAGUCGCAGUCGAGUCCUAAUCUUUACGUGGCCAACUGUGGUCCUGCUGUGGGGCUCUCGUACGACACCAUAGCUUCAGUAUUCAGAACAUUUGGUGAGGUGAAAGCAGUGAAUCCAGCUGAUGGCAGUGGUGUUCGAGUUAUUGUGUCGUAUGCUGAAGAGGGUUCUGCCCGAAAUGCUUUGGAAUCACUCCAUGCUCGUCCUUGUCUUCAACUUGGAGGCCGUUUUUUGCAUAUUCAAUAUUCCUUUCUUCAAACCCUUUCAUUGGUCAAUGAUCCUCUCCCAGUAGCUUUGAUGGCUUCAGAGUUGAACAUUCCGGGUCUUCACUUGUUGCAUGACUUUGUCAGCCUUGAAGAAGAGAGGGACUUGAUUGCAGCAGUUGAUGAAAUGCCCUGGAAUAAUCUUUCCAAAAGAAGGGUUCAACAUUAUGGAUAUGAAUUUUGCUAUGAAACAAGGAAUAUUAAUGCAAAAAAGAAGCUCGGUGAACUCCCAUCAUUUGUUUUUCCUGUGCUAAAGAAACAGUCGAUGUUUGCAAAGUAUGGUAUUCCUGCAGAUGUAAUUUUGGAUCAACUGACGGUGAAUGAGUAUCCGCCUGGGGUGGGUUUGUCCCCACAUAUUGACACCCAUUCUGCUUUUGAAGGAUUAAUUUUGAGCCUUUCACUAGCAGGGCCUUGCAUUAUGGAGUUCAGAAGAUAUGAAGAUGGUGAUUGGAAUUCUAAAGCUUCACUUGGCUUUGAUAUGGAAAAUAGCAAAACCGAUUCAAAUUUUGUAAGGAGAGCUAUCCAUCUUCCUCCUCGGUCUAUGCUAAUGUUAUUUGGUGAGGCACGCUAUGCGUGGCAUCACUACAUACCACACCAUAAGAUUGACAUGGUGAAUGAUGAAGUGAUAAGAAGGGGGGCAAGGAGAGUGUCUUUCACGUUUCGUAAGGUUAGAACAAAUCCCUGCAAUUGUGACUUUCCCCAUCAUUGUGAUUCUCAGAGAGACAGAACAAGGUAAGUUCCUUGGGUUGGGGCGAGCAACGGAAUCAAUUUAUUCCAUUAUAGAAGAGGAUUCAUAAACCAAAGUAAACUUGCCUCUCGGAUACUUGAAAAUAAGAACCAUUUUUUUGGCUCUUUUAUUUAUUUAUUUAUUUUUUUGAGAACAAAUGUUAUUAUUAAUGAAUAGAAUCAUUAUAACAGCAGAUUAUCUUCGUCCAGUCGAUGAGCAAAUUUAGCUAAAUUAUGUAUGGUUGAGAGCAUCAGUUUUGGUUUUACCGUAGAUGUAUUGUUUUUAAUAUAUUGAGAAAUUAUAAAUUAUCUUUUUUUUUUUAUAUGAUGUAUAUUAGAAU